Oldenlandia corymbosa var. corymbosa is the source of this 1182-nucleotide messenger RNA. The record is from the annotation of a GenBank genome assembly. Lineage: Eukaryota; Viridiplantae; Streptophyta; Magnoliopsida; Gentianales; Rubiaceae.
CGCAAAAACUCCACUACUACACCUAUAGUGGAAUUGUGGGUCGUCGGCACCAAUUGAAAUGAUAAUACGAACAUCUCACAUGAGAGACUCUCUCCUCAGCUUUUUGCCUUCCAUGCGUAAGCCUUACCACCACAAAACUUUUGGCUUCAUUUUGGAUUCUUGUUUCCUUUAUACGCUAUUAUUCUCUAACUUUGGCACGUUUCUUACCAACUUUCUUAAUUCUUCACCUAUAAAUACCCCUUUGUUUCUUCAUUUUAGAUCAUCCCUUGAUAAGAAGCUAGCUAGCCAAGAAAAUCGAAGCAUUUCUUUUAGCUGUUUCACAAACAAAUUCAGUUUGUUUGGAGCUAGUUGUUAACCCUUUUUUUUGUUUUCAAACAUGACUAGGUUGAAGGCAUUGUCCAUUCUUGUUGUUUUGCUUGUUUCUGCUUUUGCGACCGUGAGUGAGAGCCGGGUUGCGAGGAAGGACUUAGGGUUGGACUUGGGAUUGGGAAAUAUAGUGGGAAGUAUAACUGGAUCAGGAGGUUUGGGUUUAGGGCUAGGCCUUGGUGUAGGAGUCGGGGGCGGUUCAGGUUCGGGUGCCGGAGCUGGAGCGGGUUCAGGCUCUGGCUCUGGCGGGUCUAGUUCUAGCUCGUCUAGUGCGAGUUCGAGUUCAAGUUCAAGUUCUUCUGGUGGCUCUGGCGGAGGAGCUGGUUCAGAAGCUGGCUCCUCCGCUGGUUCCUACGCGGGAUCAAGGGCUGGUUCAGGCUCUGGAGGAGCUGGUUCAGAAGCUGGUUCCGAGGCUGGCUCCUCUGCUGGAUCAAGAGCUGGUUCGGGAUCGGGUGGCCGUGGAGGAGGUGGUUCUGGUGGCGGUUCUGGACACGGUGGCGGUUACGGGGAAGGUUCUGGCAAUGGAGGUGGUUCUGGCCAUGGUGAAGGGGGCGGAUCUGGAUCAGGAUACGGUGAAGGACAUGGAAAAUGAAUUGAAGUAAUUCAUGUCUUGGGAGAUGGAAAUAACUUUUAUCUAUACCCAUUCAUGCAAGACCUUUGAAUAAGUGGAAAAUUCUACGUCCUCUGGUGGUGUUGUUUGAUUUUGUUUGUAGACUUCGUGUAUGAUCGUGUUUUAAUUACUAGGUACUAUGUGUCUGUGUUGUUUUUGUUGUUCAAUGAAAGUGAUCUUAAUUUAAAAAGUUUUUUUUUAUCGUA